Cariama cristata (Red-legged seriema) is the source of this 1207-nucleotide messenger RNA. RefSeq names its product acyl-CoA synthetase short-chain family member 3 (gene ACSS3). The transcript is spliced from 10 exons. The annotation marks the transcript as partial. The record is from RefSeq and is a predicted model, not a curated record. Lineage: Eukaryota; Metazoa; Chordata; Aves; Cariamiformes; Cariamidae.
GUUUGUAGGUGGAGAGCUGAAUAUGUGUUACAAUGCUGUAGAUCGUCAUGUUGAGAAUGGACGAGGAGACCAAACUGCCAUUAUUUAUGACAGUCCUGUAACAAAUACCAAAGAGAAGAUAACAUAUAAGGAACUUCUUGAACAGGUCUCCAAGUUAGCUGAUGUCAUGGUCAGACAUGGUGUGAAGAAAGGAGAUCGUGUGGUCAUCUACAUGCCCAUGAUUCCACAGACAAUGUACUGUAUGCUGGCUUGUGCAAGAAUAGGAGCCAUCCAUAGCCUGAUUUUUGGUGGAUUUGCGUCUAAAGAGCUUUCUGUUCGCAUCGAUCAUGCAAAGCCCAAACUUAUUGUAACAGCAAGUUUUGGAGUAGAACCAAAAAGGAAAGUGGAAUAUGUAUCCCUCCUGGAAGGAGCACUGGCAAGGGUACAGAGCAAGCCUGGUAAAGUUCUCAUUUACAAGCGACCUAAUUUGGGCCAUGUUCCUCUUGCCCCAGGUCGUGAUCUUGACUGGGAAGAAGAGCUUGCAAAAGCACAGUGUUAUAAAUGUGUCUCCAUUCCUGCAGACCAUCCACUUUAUAUUCUGUAUACAUCUGGAACAACAGGCUUACCUAAGGGUGUUGUCAGACCAACAGGUGGCUAUGCAGUUAUGCUGAACUGGACAAUGUCAGCUGUAUAUGGACUCAAACCUGGUGAGGUGUGGUGGGCGGCUUCUGAUUUAGGCUGGGUUGUUGGUCAUUCCUACAUUUGCUAUGGGCCUCUCCUUCAUGGGAAUACUACUGUUUUGUAUGAGGGGAAGCCUGUGGGAACGCCAGAUGCUGGUGCCUAUUUCCGUGUGCUAGCAGAGCAUGAAGUAGCUGCCUUCUUUACUUCACCAACUGCAAUUAGAGCAAUCCGUCAGCAGGACCCUGAGGCAGCCUUGGGAAAGCAGUACUCUCUGAAAAGGUUCAGAACGUUAUUUGUAGCUGGUGAGCACUGUGAUGUGGACACACUAGAAUGGUCGAAAAAGGUCUUCAAGGUACCUGUGUUGGACCACUGGUGGCAAACUGAAUCUGGUUCUGCAAUUACUGCUUCCUGUAUUGGUUUGGGGAACUCUACAACACCUCCACCCGGACAGGCAGGAAAACCAGUGCCAGGAUACAAUGUGAUGAUUCUGGAUGAAAAUAAGGAAGCAGUGAAGGCAAAGACUUUGGGAAAUAUUGUGGUAAAGUAA